AUCAGUUUCUGAAUCUGAAUGCAAAAGAGAAACAGAUUUCAGAAGAUUAUCAGUCAGUAAUGACCUUUUUGGAGUUUGACAGCUGUGUUCUCAUUAUAAACUAUGAAAGAAAGCAUAACAGAAAGAGUACUCCGAUCAGAUCUGUCUGUUUGCAGGGGAGUGUGUGUGUGUGUGUGUGUGUACAUCAUGUCUCCGUCAGGAAGAGUAUCUGCUCACUGAAGCACUAAAUUGGGUAACAGCUGUCGUGUGGGAUCACGAGUCCGGAGCGCCAGAUCAUUAUAAACACACUCUCUCUUUAUCUAUUUAUUGGUGGGUAAUUCAGGAAAGAAGCGAUGGCCCGUAAAUUGAGCAGGAAAGAGUAUCUGUCAGUCAAGGACCUGGAGAAAGUUCUGGACUCAUGUAAGUUAAACUUGCACCAAAUCGAUGAGGUCUGGCCAAACCUGUACAUCGGGAACGUAGGAAUAGCACAGAACCGAAGUGCCCUGCAGAAUCUGGGCAUCACUCACAUUCUGAACGCCGCUCACACCAAGAGAGGAAGCAUCACGGACCAGAACUACUAUGGCACUAGUUUUGUGUACUGUGGGAUCCCCGCUGACGACUCCACACACUUCGAUCUGGACGUUUACUUCAAACCGGCAGCAGAUUUCAUUCACAAAGCUCUCAGCACUCCUGACGGAAAAGUUCUGGUGCACUGCAUCAUGGGAAUGAGCCGCUCCUCGUCGCUGGUGCUGGCAUACCUGAUGCUCUAUCACGACAUGCCUUUGCACACUGCCAUACGGCGCGUCAUCCAGAAACGAGCCAUCUAUCCCAACAGGAACUUCCUGGCUCUGCUGCUGGAUCUGGACCUGCAGAGGAAGAAGAAACACAGACGAUGUGUCCUGCUCUGAG
Messenger RNA from Carassius carassius (crucian carp), 888 nucleotides. RefSeq names its product dual specificity protein phosphatase 26-like. The record is from RefSeq and is a predicted model, not a curated record. Gene Ontology annotation, biological process: protein dephosphorylation; negative regulation of MAPK cascade. Gene Ontology annotation, molecular function: protein tyrosine/serine/threonine phosphatase activity; MAP kinase phosphatase activity. Lineage: Eukaryota; Metazoa; Chordata; Actinopteri; Cypriniformes; Cyprinidae. Gene Ontology annotation, cellular component: cytoplasm. The coding region runs from base 333 to 887 and encodes 184 amino acids. The transcript has 3 exons.